Messenger RNA from Hypanus sabinus (Atlantic stingray), 11155 nucleotides. RefSeq names its product ubiquitin thioesterase otulin-like. Gene Ontology annotation, cellular component: cytoplasm. Bases 5194 to 6366 code for a protein of 390 amino acids. Gene Ontology annotation, biological process: protein linear deubiquitination. Gene Ontology annotation, molecular function: cysteine-type deubiquitinase activity. NCBI's taxonomy places the organism in Eukaryota, Metazoa, Chordata, Chondrichthyes, Myliobatiformes, Dasyatidae. The record is from RefSeq and is a predicted model, not a curated record. The transcript is spliced from 9 exons.
GGUAGGUGACUGGAUGACACUCUCCGCAGGAAAGCGACCGGGAAUCCUGCCGUGUUCAGUGGGAAUGCGGCGGCUGCGGGCUCUGGCACAGCGCGGCGAGUACGGAAGUAUUGUGCUGCGGUGUUUUGUUUUUUCUCGCUCAUACCACAGCGCUGGCUUUCAUUUUCAGACGCCCUGCAGAGUGGCAUGGAGGUUGCUUCUUGCUUUCCGAGGGGGCAGACAUGCCGGAGCUGUGGCCGCCCCGGUCGGCGUCACAGCAGCCGAGGUGUUUAGAAACGCCAGGCCGGCUCGUGUUCUCGCUGCUGUACACGGGGAAGCUGCAGGCCGUUUCUUGAUUGAUAAAGCUCUUUUGAGUAGGAUUGGUAAUAAAUUGAUAGUUAAAAUGUUAUUCAGUAAGCAUCAUUCAGUAAGGGGAGGGGGAGGAGUGCGCUCUUCAAUAAUGCGGACGAGCUCUUGUUAAAUAUUUGACCACCGACUGAAGUAAUCAUCUGAUCAUCCGUUGCAUGUCCGCAAACACAGCCGUCUCGGCCCACGACUUCUUCCAUCCUGCUUCCAAAACCUGGACGCUUAACCUGAACAAAAAAAAUAUCAUGCGAUGAGGAAUGAGUUGCGUUUGAUAGGGGAGCUUCAUCGAAAGUAUUGAAGCAACAAAACUGUAAUAUUGCACACACAAAAUGCUGGAAGAAUUCAGCAGGCCGGGCAGCAUCGAUGGGAAAGAGUACAGUACGGUCGAAGUUCCGGGCCGAGACCCUCCAGUAUUUUUUUAAUUGAUUUUUUAAUGCAUUUUCUACAACACUACAAACAAAAAAAUACCCAAAAACAAAGUAGGAAAUUAGUACAGUACAAGAUAAACAUACAAUAGUAAUAUAAUACAAAAUAAGAUAAUUGAGAAAGCACCCAAGUUGAAGUUAGUGUCCACCCCAAGCCCCACGACAAAAAAAACUCCAGACCAACCAAAACAAAAUGUAGAAAAUAUAAAUCAGAACAUUCAAACCCCCAAAACUGGAAAUACACUUGAAAACAGAAGAUAAUAAUGCCUACUACCAAAAAAAAGAGCUGAAAGCAAGGGACUGAAAAAAAUUAAGAGGAAAAUUAUGAAAAUACUCAAUAAAAGGUCCCUAGGCCUUAUGAAACUUUAUAUCCGAAUUAAGAAUUGAAUAAUGAAUUUUUUCAAGGUCUAAACAGGACAUGAUAUCGUUAAGCCAUUGAGCAUGCAUGGGCGGGGCAACAUCUCUCCAUCUAAGGAGGAUUAGAUGUCUAGCCAGGAGAGAAGCAAAAGAUAAUAUUCGACACUUAGUCGAACUCAAACGUAUAUCUGUCUCACCCAAGAAACCAAACAGACCAAUUAAAGGGUUAGGUUCUAAAUGGUGAUUCAGAAUACAGGAUAAAAUUAUGAAAACAUCUUUUCAAAAUUUCUCUAAGCUAGGACAGGUCCAGUACAUAUGAAUAAGAGAAGCCUCGCCACUUUUGCAUUUAUCACAAAGAGGACUAAUAUUAGGGUAAAAUUGAGAUUAUUUAGAUUUGGACAUAUGAGCCCUAUGAACAAUCUUAAACUGUAAAAGACAGUGGCGAGCACAGAGAGAAGUUGAAUUAACUGAUUUGAGAAUCGAGUCCCAAACCUCAUCAGAUAAAGGGAUAUUUAAGUUAUGCUCCCAAGCCAUUCUGAUUUUAUCCACAGGGGCACGCCGUAAGGAUACUAAUUUAUCAUGAAUAAAGGAUAUUAAGCCUUUACCCAGUGGAUUAAUAGAAAGAAAUAAAUCCAUAGCGUUUUUCUCGGACAUUUCAGGGAAGUUGGGAAUUAAAGGAUUGAUAAAGUGUCUGAUUUGGAGAUAUCUAAAGAAAUGGGCAUUAGGCAAAUACCCUCCAGUAUUUUGUGUGUUGAUUGGAUUUCCAGCAUCUGCAGAUUUUCUCUUGUCUGCAAUAGUACAUUUCUUUCUGGUGCAAAAACAAAAAAGGAAAGGCAGCCUUAGAAGUAGAAGUAAAAGAUAGUAUUGGAUCCAUGAAAUGUCAAAUGAAGUUGCCAAAAUGUGAACCUGAGGAUUCGGGAGCAAUAUGUUUUCAGCAAAAGAAAGGUACCAAGAAUUGGUUAAGAACAAAAUGGAGAAUGGGGGCAAACUUGCAAUGAUAUGAAAAAAUCUCCAAAUAUGUUUAAAAAAAAAUGAAUGAUGACAAAAGUAACCAGCUAAAUGCUUGACUAAGUUCAGUCAGCUAAGUAACCACACAUGGUUUACUUGGUUACAUUAUUAAUCUAAUUCGGUGAAUUGCACAAUCAGCCCCAAGCACUGCUGCAAUUUUCUUUGUUUCAUGGGUGACUUAGAAACUCUCCAGAAUCAGAAUCAGGUUUGUUUUCACUGACAGCCUUAAAACUGAUUUUAUAGCAGCAAUACAUACAAGGUAAUGAUUUUUAAAAUACUGUUACAAUAAGAAAUGCACUGUUUAAAAAUAGUGCUAAAAGAAAGUGAGAUAGUGUUCAUAGUUCAUGGACUGCUCAGAAAUCGAAUGGAGAAGAUUCUGAGAUUCUACCAUCGACAGAUGUGCCAUCGCUGAGUUUAUAGAUGGCAUUUGAGCUGUGCCUAGCCACACAAUUGUGAGUAUAGAGAGUAGUGGGAUAAACGUGCAUUCUUGAUAUGUACCUUUGUUGCUUGUCAGCAAGGAGGAGAUGUUAUUUCUGAUCUGCACUGACUGCGAUAUAGGAACAUCUCCUUCCCUUCUGAAUGGACAUUGAACCCAUGAACACAACCUCACUACUGUUUUUGCACUACUUAUAUUUAAUUUAACUUGUAUACAUUUCCUGUAAGUAUUGCUGCCACAUUGCAACACAUUUCCUGAUACCUGCUGGUAUAUUAAACCUGAUUCUGAGAUUUUGACUUUGUGGUCUGUUGAUGAGGAAGUCAAGGAUCCAGUUGUAGAGGGAGGUAUGUAUGGUGAGGUUCUAGACUGUAUGCCUUCAGGUGGUGAGCUGACUUGUACCUAUUCAUCAUUUCAAAGGACAUGCCUGAUUUCUGGUGUAGGGUUUUCAACCUGAACCAUCAGCCAUCCCUUCUCCUCUAUGGAUUUUGCCUGACCUCCGGAGUUCUUCUGCAGUUUAUUUUUGCUCCAGGUUCCACCAUUUGCAUUCUCUUAGGUCUGCAUCACCAGAGUUACUGUGUCAGUAAUAGGGUUAAAAGCAGCAAUUCGAAAAGAAAAUAUAUUUACAAAUUAAAAAUGCAUUGAGGCCACAUUCAUUUAUCAUUUAAUUAUUUGCCCAAAUAGUUCUUUCUUACUGGUUGGUAAUUUGAGUAAACAAUUAAUAUGGGAAAUAUUUACCUAAAUUACUUUGCCUUCUGCCAAACAUCUUUCCUCUCUCCAUAACUAGACUGAGCCAGAGAAUCAGGGAAAGCCCACUGUCUCACUCAGCUAAGGCCACUAGUUGUUCUGCCAUCUUGUUUAGUGGAUAGUCUUGGCUGAGUUGGAAUGUUGAAAAUAUUUAUUUAUAUGGUGAUACAGCAGCGAAGAGACUCUUCCGUCCCAAUGAGCCGUGCCACCCACCAACCCACCUUUUUAACCCUAGCCUAAUCACUGCACGAUGACCAAUUAGUACUAAUCAGUACGUCUUUGAACUGUUGGAGGAAACUGAAGCACUGACAAACGCAUACAGUCACCAGGAGCUGUAAUAGCAUCGUGCUAACCGCUAUGCUACCUGGUGGAAUCCAAUUCCCAUUGACACAAAGGCCUGGCAGUACUUACUCCCCACAGCUUAUAAGGGACCAGAUACUUGGAAUGUUUUUGGCUCAGUGACUGAUAAGCAACUCGGCCAGACCUACCACUCUCUUUCUGGGCUUGUUAGGUUGGAGAGUCAACCCAUUAGGAUUAAUAGGGCUUGGUUAAAGAAUAAGAAAUUAGUACUAACCAGUACUAGAACUAGGGGACAAAGCCUCAAGAUUCGGGGGAAUAGAUUUUGGAUGGAGAUAAGAAGGAACUGCUUUUCACAGAGAGCGGUGAAUCUGUGGAAUUCUCUGCCCAAUGAAGCAGUGGAGGCUACCUCAGUUAAUGUAUUUAAGACAAGGUUGUAUAGAGUUGCAUUUUAGGGGAAUUAAGAAUUAUGGGGAAAAGGCAGGUAGGUGGAGAUGAUGCCAUGGCCAGAUCAGCCAUGAUCUUAUUGAAUGACGGAGCAGACUCGACGGGCCAGAUGGCCGACUCCUGCUUCUAUUUCAUAUAUUCUAAAUGGUGUGUUGAAUUAAGGAGCUCUUUUCAACGUACUUUUGGAGGGACAUGGAUCAGUGUUUGAUCUGCAGUCACUCACAAUCCACAAUAAGGGAAGAUUCCUUCCUAGUAGGGCAACGUUUGCAAGAAUAGAAAAGUGCAAUACUUCUUAAUCAUGAAAAAAAAGAUAGAUAUUCCUUUGCAAAAGGAUUUUGUUUGUUUUCUGUUUUAGAGAAGCACUUUGGUUAUUGUGCAGUUUUGUUUUCUGUGCCUAGAGAAGUAUUAGUUUGCAAGACUGGCUUUUCUCUGAGCCUCAGUACGUGACAAUAAUAAAGUGAUUCCAGUUGCAAUUCUUGUGUGGUGAAAUGCGGUUAGGUACAGUGGUGUAGAGCUUUACCUGCUAUGUUAACAACGACGUCUUUGUCGAGGGUGAUAGGAUAUUGCUUUCUGACCUCUCACCAAACUGCCAAGGGGCCUUGUGCAGUCUGGUUUUAAGACCCUGAUGCUUAAAAAUUUAAUCCACCCUUUAAUUUUGUUCUCGGGGAGUUUAGUGCUAAUUUCGCAGAUGUAGGUGACUGAGCUCCUUGCAGACUCUUAGUUCAAGCAUUAAGCUAGUAACCUACGAAAUUGGGUUGCUUGCCUUUUGUGAUUGAAUAGUUAGUUUACUUGCUGGUUGAAAGUCACUUGCACCAUGCCGGUUGAUGAUUAGCCUGUUCAAAGGAUGCCCUGCUCUUUCCCAUUGGUUGCCUUGUGUGCCAUGGCACUGGUGUCUGGUUCUGGGUGCCUCGGGGGUAUAAGAAUGGCACGUGCAAGAGACGUGCUGGCUUUAUCCUCCUGGAGCUCAUCUUCACGCUGAAGUAGAGACCAGUGCUGAAGAAUCACUGCUAGAGGGCCCACGUGCACACUCAGCUGAGUACUGUCAAAUUGGCAGGCUAAGGUUGUCUCUAACCACUGGAUCAGGCUGUUGUACAAGAACGUCCAUCCCUGCACCCAAGGUGACACCCAUUGGGAAUGGAAUACAUUGUGCAGUUUCUGAACCGGAUCUGUGCUGGUAUUGAAGCAGUAUUUAGUGUCGCAGAUUAUGUGUUGUUUUAUUUUGCUGUAAUGUCAGCUACUGGAUUGGUUGUAAAUUAUAUUUAUAUAAAACUCUUGACCAAUGACAGAUUAACAUCUGAGGAAGACACCGCCUCUAACAGAAGUCUCUUUGGCAAAGAACAAACAAUGGAGCAAAAGGAACAAGUCACCACUGACACACGGACCGAAAGCUCCAGUAAGAUACCACAAAGUGGGGGUGACCAGGAUGUUUCCAGGAACUCUAUUGUUCUGCUGCAACUCAAUAAUCAAAUGGAUGAACUUGGAACUUUAGCUGAAUGUGAUAGCAGUGAAGAUCUUUCUUUAACAAAUGCUCAAAAACCAAUGGAUCUCCUUGAUAUCUACACCAGUAUGACAGACAGCGUAAUGCCCAGUGAUGCAAACACUGCAGUGCAAUUCGCCAGAAAUGAGGAAGAAGAUCUGUACAGCAGCUUAGAUGAAAUUAACAAAAGACAUCUGAGUAUUUCAGAUUCAGGAAGUGGGCUCGGAGGUGACUUUACAUUAUAUCAUCAAGAUGUGACAGAAAUGGAGAUUGAAACUGCCAUAAAUCUGAAGAAUGACAAUUAUCAUCAAUUAAGAACGUUCGUGUGUCAGGCACUGAUCAAGGGCAAGCAUCUUCCUUCUUGGAUAAUGACCGAGGAAGCUUCACAGAUUCCCAAAAAAAUAUCCCAGGAAGGCUACGGAUGGAUAAACCAGUGGUCUUUGAAACAUAAACAUUGUGGAAAUUCCAUUGAACAACUGGAGAUCUGCUUGGAAACACUUCGGAAGGAGUGGGCAUUUAUACGUUCCAUGCAAAGUGAGACUGAAAGAACAAAUGCAUGUAGAGACCUGAUUGAGGAUCAAGUGACUGAACAAAAGAUUUAUGAAGCCGUAAAGUUUCUAAUGCUAUACAAAGCUAUUCAUCUUCAUAAUGCCAUGGAAAAUGGAAGAAAUGUUCCUGAAUUUUGUAAACAUUUGUUUGCAAGGAGUACAUCGCUUUACCCGUAUUAUCUGAUGAUAAACCACCUAAAUUUAAUUGGCCACAGCAGAGAUUUUGAAGAGAUUGAGACAGAGCUUCUGAAGUACACUUUGGAAAUUGAAAUCAAUAUUUGACAGCAUUAUCCUGGACUAAUUGGGUAACUGGUAUUCUCAAGACCCAAAAAUUGUCAUCACGUACUGCUGAGUAAAAUCAAAAUGGAACAGCUUACUUUCUGUACGUACCAAGAAAGGGACAGCUGAUAUUCUUGCAACUAAUGGAUUCUUUUCAAAUCUGCUCAUCUGGCAAUAAAACACAAAUCUAUCUAAUCCAACUUUCAAAAGAAAAGUAGUUUUAAAAACACCAAAGGGCCUUGAAUUGCUGAAGGGCAAAUGUAAGGAAGAAGAAUCUCAUUAAUUCAAGCUCUCCUGCAUUCCAUCAUGGAGUUUGUAGAAAUAACCUUGCUCAAAAAUGUGUCGAGAACAGGAAAAAAACAUGAAUAUACAGUUUCCAGAGCAGUGCAAUCACCAAAAACAUUUUCACAAUGAUGAAUGUUUAUAAAUAUUAUUAGAACAAAUAAGUUUGGUCAAAGACAGCGUCUUCAAACUGUGCCUUAAAGGAGAAUGCAAUUUAGGAAGUGAUUUUAUAUUUUAGACCUGGCAGUGAAAGGCAUGGCAAGAGCAAUUAAAUUCAGGGAUGAUCAGAGGCUAGAAUCAGGCCAGAUAUAUGCUUGGGGGAGAUUAUAGAAAUGGAGAAGACUGAAGUAAUGUGAAAACAAGAAUGGGGAAUUUCUUAAGCAGGAAAAAGCUAGUGUUGACAAGAACAGGGAUGAUAAUUGAAGCUUGAACAUGAACAAUUUUGGGUGGUGUCGAGUUUGCAAAGAAUGAUACAAAUGAAAUCUAGAGGACGCAGAGUCAGGUAUGGAUAUAAAGGCACAGAAGUGGCAGAUCAUCUGAAGCAGCUGCAGAGUCUGGUAAAUCUUUAAAAGGUAUCAAAGUGAUGGUACAGUCGGCCCUCCUUAUCCAUGGAUUCUGUAUGCGCGGAUUCAACCAAUCGCAGAUCGGGAAAACCCAGAAGUUCUCUCCAGCACUCAUCGUUUGAGCAUGUACAGACUAUUUUUUCUUGUUAUUAUUCCCUAAACAAUACAGUAUAACAACUAUUUACAUAGCAUUUACAUUGUAUUAGGUGUUAUAAGAAAUCUGGAAAUGGCUUAAAAGUACAGGUAGUCCCUGGGUUAUGAAUGAGUUCCAUUCCUGAGUCCGUCUUUAAGUCAGAUUUGAAGUCUGAACAGGUACAUCUGGUAUUAUUUAGCGUCAGUUAGUCAAACGUUUUUCCUUAGUAUAUAGUACAUAUUUUACCUUUCUAUGCAUAUAAAACACUUAAGAAACAUACAUAUUUCAAUAAUUAAACCACUGCAUUGCUUAGUAAUAAUUGUAGCUUUCAUCAGGGCAGGGCCUUUCACGUGCUCCAUUAAAAUUGUUCCUAUUGUUGACCAACUGUAGCCUAACGCUUUUCCAAUGACCGAUGGCAUUUCACCUCUUUCCGAUCGCUUUAUUACUUCCACCUUAUUUUCAAUCGCAAUCAUGAUUAUACUUGAUACUUGGGUUUUCUCUGGAGUGGUGGGGACUGAGGGGAGAUCUGAGGGAGGAUUUUAAGAGUACACAGUAUCUUUUCCCAAGGGUUGAAAUGUCUCAUUAUCAAAGGGCAUGCCUUUAAUCUGAGAAGGGGUAAUCUCAAAGGAGAUGUGAGGGGGAGUGUUUUUUUUCUUAUGUACACACACGCGCGAGUGGUGGUUGCCUGGAAUGCUCUGGUUAGAGUGGUUUACAGACAGAACACUAGAGACUUUUAAGAUGUGUUUAGAUAGGCAUGUGAAUGUGAGGAAAGUGGAAGAAUAUGCACACUGCAUUGGCAGAAGAGAUUAGUUAGCCAUUUAAUUACUCCUUUAAUUGUUUUGGCACAACAUUGUGGUCCGCAUGGCCAGUUUCUGUGCUGUACUGUUCUAACAUUUAAAUUAUGUCAUUAUAGGUGCAUAUAAUAACCUAUAUUGUCAUUGUGUCAGUAUUUGUUGCACCUAGAGACAUCUCACCAUGCUGUAGACUUUCCAAAACAAGCUACUGAGAAAUUCAGUUUGGCUGACUGAGAAUGCACACUUUUCCGAUGAAAACACACUGCAUUUACCAAAAUCCAAAUAAGUUGUGACCAGACCAUCUGUAACUAAAUCACAUUUACUACCUUGGAAUAUUUAAUUGUUUGCAAUUUCAUCACUUUUCUAAACCCUUGUGAACAGUGAGACGAAGAUUCUCUUGGCUUGGUCAAAGAACCAAUUUACACUAAUUCUCUGGAGCUUCUGCCAUCUCCAACGGGAUCCCAGCACCAAGCACAUCUUUCCCUCCACCCCACUUCCUGCUUUCCACAGGGAUGGCUUCCUGUGUGUCUCCCUUGUCUAUUCGUUCCUCCCCAUUAAUCUCCCUCCUGGCACUUGUCUUUACAAACGGAACAAGUGCUGCACCUGCUCUACACCUCCUACCACUCAGGGCCCCAACAGUCCACCUGUGAGUCUAUUGGGGUCAUAUACUGUGUCCAGUGCUCCCAGUGUGGCCUCAUGUAUUUCGGUGAUACCCAAAAUAGAUUGGGAGACCGCUUCACCAAUCACCUACGCUCUGUCCACCAGAAGUGGAAUCUCCCAGCAGCCACCCAUUUCAAUUCCACUUCCCAUUCCCAUUCCAGUAUGUCAAUCCAUGGCCUCCUCUACUGUCGCAAUGAGGCCACACUCAGGUUGGAGGAAUAACACCUUGUAUUCCAUCUGGGUAGCCUCCAAGCUGAUGGCAUGUGGCAUGAACAUCAACUUAUUGAACUACCAGUAAUGAUUCCCCCCCCCCUUCACCAUUCCCCAUCCCCUUUUCCCUCUCUCACCUUAUCUCCUUGCCUACCCAUCCCUCUGGUUCACCUCCCCCCUUUUUUUUCUUCCAUGGCCUUUUGUCCUCCAUUAGAUUCGCCCUUCUCCAGUUCUGUAUCUUUUUCACCAAUCAACCUCCCAGCUCUUCACGCCUCUCCCUCCCAGUUUCACCUGUUGUUUCUCCCUCUCCCCCACCCCCACUUUUUAAAUCUACUCUUUUUUUUCUCCAGUCCUGCUAGAAGGCCUCAACCUGAAACAUGAACUAUACUCUUUUCCAUAGAUGCUGCCUGGCCUGCUGAGUUCCUCCAGCAUUUUGUGUUGUUUCAAUUUCCAGCAUCUGCAGAUUUUUCUCUUGUUUGUGACCACAUAAAUUUAACACCAUUCUGGCUUUAACAUCUCAAUUUUAUGUCUCAAUCCCAUUCUGCUGCCUAGUGACAAUGGAAGAGGGGAGAAUGGAAAGAAGGAAUGAAUGCAUUUGUGUUUAAAUGCUACCGCAGUGCACAGGUUGAGACAGAUCAAUUUGACUUCUACUGUGCCAGACCAAGUGCAAAACUAGAAAAUGACCAUGCAUUUUCAGUCUGUACUUUUACAAAUUGCUUCUAAUUUUAAAGAUUAAAAAUAUUUGUAAAUCAAUUAUUUGAAAUUCUCCAUGCUGGUUGCAAAAAUGUCAGUCUAAAUCUAACCUAUCUGUCUUAAGUGCAUGGGACCAAUGACAUGUCCAUAGUCCAAUCAGUAGUGGUUAUGCUCCCUUUAGAUUAUCUGCAUUAGGAGUGCUUUUUGAACUUAGCGCCAAUUGGCUUAAACUUAAAUAUUAUGUCAACUCAAUGAACUUCUGUUAUUUCAAACACUUUCCUAAUUAUACUCAAAUUCUCUGUAACUACAUGCUGAAACAAAACUAGUUCCUGCUUGAGAAUCUGAAGCUGGAGUGAAGAUAGCAGCUCAUUUUAUGUAGCUUAGUUUUUAGUACCGGAACAAAAUUCUCUGGCAGUUUGCUUUUAUAUGAGAAUUGUUGCCGUGUUCUGACCACCUGUUGUCCAUGCUGUUUUUGGACACACAAAAGUUCCCAUUGUCCUAAACCUUCCACUUUAAUAUCACCAUCAAGUUUAGAUCUUUUCAUGGUCUCAUGUUGUAUUCUCACAACUCUACAGAUUCCCCAUCUCCCUAAAGCUCUUUGUUCCUAUAAUUGAUUUACACAAUUUUAAAAGUUGAUGAUUUUACCAAUUGAUUACUUUUUGUUUUUAGUCAUUACUGAAGCAACUGCACUUAUACAGAUACCAAAUAUCCAUUGACUAAUUAAUUGUGGAACUCAGUUACAGCCAAACCAAAUCAAUCUCAAAUCUCCAUCUAGUUCGAGAGAGACUAAUGUUUAAUAACAAGGUACAGGGAUGUUUCAUAUCCCAAUUGUAUCUACUACCCAAAGAGAAGAAACCACACCGAAUAACACAGACUGGAAAUACAACUUGGAUCAUUUUGUUCAAAAUGACAGUUACUCAACCAUUUUAAGUUUAGCAAUUAAUGAGAUUUUUGCUGUAUUUAAGGCAGCAGGUUCCUUAAAACAAUGUCAUUUAUUGCAACUUGUAAAAGAACUUAGCUUUUUAAAGAACAUGUCUAAACUCAUUUUGAAACCAAGUCUAAGAAUUUGUUCAGUAUUUAACAAAUCCAUUUCUGUGUUCAGUGAAAUAGCUUGCUCAUGUCAAACUUGCAAAGUAAACAAUGUACAUGGUGAUAGUAAAUAAAACAAUGAAGACAAAGGUUGUAGUGCAGUCUAAAGGGGUGCAAAACAAAAUGCACAACCAGAUGUGUGAGAAGAGGGAGAAUAAUUCAAGACGUUCUAAUAUAGACAUUGGUGUACUGUUAAAGCUAAAUGUUUUAUAGAGUCUCUUCUAGAGUAUUACUAAAGUAGUAAACUUGUUAAGAAUUAUUUCCAUUUAUUCAGACGAUUGUAUUGGUUGGUUAAGAUCAAAUGUUGCCUUGGCGAUGUUUUUUACUGAAUACAGAUAAAAACAUUGGAAAUACCAAUAGGUAUGGAA